Molecule: messenger RNA, 1207 nt
Organism: Lingula anatina
Lineage: Eukaryota; Metazoa; Brachiopoda; Lingulata; Lingulida; Lingulidae
Product: dehydrogenase/reductase SDR family member 11-like
Source: RefSeq, a predicted model, not a curated record
CACUAUGGAACGCUGGAGCGGUCGAGUUGCCUUGGUAACCGGGGCGUCAACAGGGAUAGGCGAGGCGUUUUGUCGCGCACUCGUGAAGCACGGUAUGACAGUUGUGGGGUGCGCUCGCCGAGUUGAACUGAUAGAGAAGACAGCAAAAGAAUUGGAAGGAGAGACAGGACGUUUGAUCCCCAUGAAAUGUGACCUGACAGUGAAAUCUGAGAUCGAAUCCAUGUUCCGGGCCAUAAAGGACCAAGUGGGUGGGGUGGACGUAUGUGUUAAUAACGCUGCGUAUUUGUCCACUCAGCAGCUUCUCGUUGGGGAUACCGACACCUUCCAGAAAAUGCUGGACACCAACAUCAUGGGCCUGUCCAUAGUAACCCAAAUGGCUGUGCAGUCGAUGAAAGAGCGAAAAGUCGAUGAUGGCCAUAUUAUUCACAUAAGCAGCAUAACUGGGCAUCGUUAUUGCCGUGAAAUAGCAGCUAUGCAUUUUUAUUCAACUACUAAGCACGCAGUGAAAUGUCUGACAGAGGGUCUGAGGGCUUGUCUGAGAGCGGAGGAGUCUAUGAUUCGUGUGUCGACUAUUAGCCCCGCUGUGGUGGACACCGUAAUGGCGAGAAAGUGGGUGGAAGCGGAAUUUGGGAAGGAGAAAAUGGAGCAGUUGUUCAGACGGAGACAGUGUCUUCUUCCCGAAGAAGUAGCUGACAAUUUGAUCUACAUCCUGUCUGCCCCGCCGUCUGUGAACAUCAGAGACAUCUGUAUGAGCGGGGUGUUGGACCCACUCUGAGAAGUUUCUAUAUCCAUCAAGAAGUCAACUUUAGCUGGCAUAGUGCAGGAUCUGAGCAUACACUAGUAUAGUGCUAUAUGUAUUAGAAAUGUACAUAUUUCUCUCUACCAGAGGGCAGCUGAGUGACUAAUGACGUCAUUUCUGUGCAAAAAUUCUCGCCGGAUAGUAAUGUGCUCGUAAUAACCAGAGAAAUAUCUGGGAGUAUAUGGUAAAAAAAAGUAUCUGUGACCCUGGUGGAUCUGGAGCUGGUAAGAACAGUGCAUAUAUAUAUAUACGUAUUUGUCAACUUGACAACUUAGUACAUCUUAUUAUACCUCCAGUGUAAACGUUUGCAUAAUUUUACGGAGAAUGUGGAAGUCGAUUAUUUUUGUGUUGGCUAUAUUUUUGGUGACAGCAAAAUUUUCAGAGCAAUUUGUAUUUUUAUAUAUUUCA